AUGGGCUUUUCCGACCAGGAUGUUUAUAUUUACCGAAAGCAGUUUGGUGUGAAUCUGGGUGCUUGGUUUGUGCAAGAACGAUGGAUUAACGAUUCUUUAUUUGAAGGAGCUGGAGACAGUGAGUUAGAUGCUGUCCAAAGCGUUGUUCAAAAACAUGGAACGGACGGAGCACGUGGGCUAUUUGAGAAUCAUUGGAAAUCUUGGAUUACCGCGAACGAUUUUUCCUACCUUCAGCGGUUGGGAGUCAAUACCGUUCGUAUACCCAUCGGAUAUUGGACACUUGGACAAAGCCAAUUUUUGCAGGGAACACCAUUUGCACAGUAUACUGGAGUUUAUCAAAAUUCCCUUAAUAUUCUGGUUCAAAAAAUUCAAGAUGCUGCUAGCAAGUCGAUUGGUGUUUUAGUUGACUUUCACGGCGUUUAUGGACAAGCAAAUGGUGGUUCUCACUCUGGAACCUCUUCUGGAAAAGUGGAAUUCUUCAGCAAUCCUCAAAAUCAACAAAGAAUGGUGUCUAGUCUUCAAUAUGCUGCUUCCGUCUUGAGAAAUCAGCCAAAUCUCGUAGGCAUUGAGGUGAUUAAUGAGCCAGAAUGGGGACAGUACGAUGUACUUAGUUCCUAUUACAAAAACGCUAGGAAAGUGAUCCCCUCUUACUUGCCUACCUAUAUUGGUGAUGGUUGGGACAAAGAUCAUUGGGUGAAUUGGGUGAAUGGACAAGAAAAUAAUGGUCUUUAUAUUGUUGAUCACCAUAGCUAUUUCUGUUUUGGAGGUGAUUUGGUGAAUCAGUCCCCGAAGACAAUCACCAAUAAGUUAAACUCCGGAGAAGAGUAUGAUAAAACAUCACUUUCAAACCUUAUUGUCGGUGAAUGGAGUUGUACGCUUACCGAAGAGUCAUGGCAAAAAACUAAGCUGCAUCAAUAUAGACGUAAACAGUUAGGAAAGGCACAAGUGAGUCAAUAUCUAAAUAACACUGGAGGAUCUCACUUUUGGACUUCUAAAUUCCUCCACGGAAAAGGUGGAGACUGGGAUUUCAGGCUUGAAAAUGAGGAUAGCGUUGUUCGUUAUCCCACGAAGCUUCCCAGUGCAAGUGGUUCAAUGCCAUGCAAACUUAGUAAAAGCCGCAAACAAAACUAUAAUGGACACUGUUAUUAUUGGGACCAUUUACACCCAGGUGGUCAAUACGAUCACAAUCUUUAUCUCAAUGGUUGGGAUCAAGCAUGGAAGGACCAUGUAACCUUCCUUCACCAAGGUGCUCUUCUAGGAUUUCCUCGCGCAUGGACUAUGAAGCGUAUCGCUGAAAUCCAAUCUCAAUCCUCAUGGGAGUAUCGGGACGGCAUGAAUGCGUGCUGGACGAGUAUGCAACAACUUGGCUACUUUAAGUGUGCGUAG
Molecule: messenger RNA, 1386 nt
Organism: Schizosaccharomyces osmophilus
Lineage: Eukaryota; Fungi; Ascomycota; Schizosaccharomycetes; Schizosaccharomycetales; Schizosaccharomycetaceae
Gene: exg3
Product: cell wall glucan 1,3-beta-glucosidase Exg3
Exons: 2
Coding region: 1-1386 (461 amino acids)
Biological process (GO): glucan catabolic process
Cellular component (GO): cell surface; extracellular region
Molecular function (GO): glucan endo-1,6-beta-glucosidase activity
Source: RefSeq, a predicted model, not a curated record